CUCGCUCCGAUCUGAGCCGAAAAACUUGAAUGCGAUUCAGAAACUGAAUCUCUACCUGAAUCCAAAUCUGCGGCAGUUGCGAGCGACGUUCGAAGUGCAAAAGACGCCGUCUAGUUGUAAAUACGCAAAGUAAACAACUUUAUUUUCGCUUAGCGAGAACCGGAAUCUCUUAGUCAUUUUAAUAAGCCGAAACCAUACCCGAACUUCGAACUAGAGCAAGGGUUUUAUAGUGCGUUAACCAUGGAUCAGAAGCGAGCCAUGCUUUAUCCGCAAGUUGAUUUCAACACCCCGACGGCCCCCUCGCCGACGCCAACGAGAGAGUUGGGCAAUCCCAUCGCCAACGGCCUGCCCAUUGAGGCUCCUCCAUCGUACGAUGUGGCGGUGUCUGUUCCGGUGGUUCCAGCGGUUUCCGCACCAGCAAUUGCCCCAGCACGACCACCGCCAGUGGUUGUCGUGGAGCAGCCAGCCCCACAACCACCCACAGUGGUUCCAACAGAUACUCUACACUUGGGUCCAAAUCGAAGUAGGGUUCUCUGCCCCGCCUGUGGAGCCAACAAAACCACCAGGAUGACACAUACGGCUAACUCCAGGACCCAUAUGGUGGCAGGUCUCCUCUGUUUGGUCGGAUUCUGCUGUUGUGCCUGUUUUGUUCCCUAUUGCAUGAACAGUUGCCGCACUGGAAACCACUAUUGUCGCAAGUGUAACACCUUCCUGGGAGCCUACAAUCCAAAGGGGAUGAACCGAUGAUAAGACUGCCAAGAUAAAGUGAUCUGGGGGCUAGACAGAUAGAACAGAUACAAGUUAUAAGCAAACACAAAGCAGCUGAUGUUUGCCAGCGGCUUAAUUAAGGUUGUAUAUACAUGGGCCAUUGGCUAGAGCGCAAAGCGUCAAAAAGAAGCAUCAUUGGUCACUUAAGCAUAUGUGAGGUAGCUUAAACAAAUUUGAUUUUUCCAUAAUUUUGCUUUACCCAUAAGCACUAGAGUAAACAUAAGCAAAACCGCUUACCUUCCCAUUGUUGCUGAAGAAGCUGGCCUUUGGCUUGCUAAAAAAAAUAAAAGCGUGGGCGGAAGCUUCGUAAUAAAAUGCAAACAAAAAGCAA
Molecule: messenger RNA, 1099 nt
Organism: Drosophila mauritiana
Lineage: Eukaryota; Metazoa; Arthropoda; Insecta; Diptera; Drosophilidae
Product: lipopolysaccharide-induced tumor necrosis factor-alpha factor homolog
Exons: 3
Coding region: 241-747 (168 amino acids)
Molecular function (GO): zinc ion binding
Source: RefSeq, a predicted model, not a curated record